Molecule: messenger RNA, 483 nt
Organism: Akanthomyces muscarius
Lineage: Eukaryota; Fungi; Ascomycota; Sordariomycetes; Hypocreales; Cordycipitaceae
Exons: 6
Coding region: 1-483 (160 amino acids)
Source: RefSeq, a predicted model, not a curated record
AUGCCUUUACUAUUAGUACAGGCGGCUAGUAGCCAAGAUUCUACGCUUCCCUUGCGUAUCGGCGACGCGUUUAAAUUCGCCCCGGUUGCUCUUAGGGACGUUAUAAAUGUUGCAGCUCACGUUCUGACGGGAGCUGGCAAGCACGGGUUUCACGAUCAGCACCGUGGCCAUAUGAUGGCGCUUGGAGUAGAUCUAAAGUUCAAGAACAUUUCCCAGGCGGAAGCUACGCAUGUCCUAGCCUCCCAAAGUGCCAUUAAUGCCUCAGAGCAGUACUAUCUUCUCGAGUAUUACAGUUUAGUGCGAGGUGGCAAGACAAAUUACAUCUCAACUGCGGCCUUCCAUGACGUUAUAUGCGAGCACCCGACAGAAUCAAGCCAAUUUUUCGAGUUAUACAAGAGUGAAAUCAGACCCAAAAAGUACUAUUCUAGUGACACUUCAGCGCUUGCCCGACCGUUUAGUUUCACGCACGCUCUAUAUAAUUGA